GGCCUGGAUUGAGAUGUCCAGGGUUGGGGAAGAGGUGAUGGUCCCCGUUAUUUGGGGCUUAGUCCUUGCAGAGCUGGUUAUGCCAGCACUGGAAGCAGGGGCGUCUGGGGUUGGGGUGUAAGGACUUUAGGAUGAUUUUAAUCGGACUCUUCUAGUCUAUUUUCAUCUUUACAUGCUUCAGAGACGUGUCCCUCCUGUCCCCUGGCUUGCUCUGCUCCCAGCAGGAAAGCUGCCGUGGUCCUCUGUGUUUUCACUCUGACUACUUUUAAGGUUUUGUCUUUGUCCCUGGUUUUGAACAGUUUGAUGUGUAGCCUUUUCAGACUGGCUGCUUCUGCAUGCUGAUGAGCACUGAAGCCCCUUUGUGCCUCCUCGGGGCUCGCUCUGAGUAAUGUCCCAUCAUCUGGUGGCUGCCAGGUAUCGUCCACUCAGCGGCUGAUGGGCGGCACUUCUGGGUGCAGCCCCUGUCACUGUAGGUUUUCAUGUGGACAUUGGGGCAAAUACCAGAGGCUGACUGACGGUGAGUGUCUGGUUUGUCAGAACCCCAGUGCUGUGGCUCCAUGGCCACCCGCUCUGCAUACCGUCCCUGUCCCCAGUGUGUGCAUGGGGCUGUCCCCAUGAGUGUGUGGCACUUCAUUUUCUGUAGCCUUUGAGAGCUGGGCAUGCAUUUCUUCACCAACACUCCUCGCCCCCUCCUUUGUUUGUGAAGCACUUUAUUCAUUUUUGGCAAGAUUAGCAUUUUAAAGAUGUUUUAUAGACUCCUGGUUUCUAACAAGAAAUCGGCCAUUCCUACUUGUGUUUUCCAGAGUGUAACCUGUUUGUUUUCGCUGAUUUCCUCUUGUCGGGAUACCAGCCUUUGAGGGUGAUGUGUCCACUGGCCUUCUGCGCUGGGGGCUCUUGGGCCUGAGGCCGGUGCCAUGCACCGAGUUGGGCCAUCUUGGCCAUGACUUCUCUCUCCCCAGUUACACAGGGGAGCACGGGUAUUGUCCCACAGAUUUCCGAGCAUUCAGAUGGUUCCUUUUGACUUGUCCUGAGGUCACUGGUCCUCUUUUCCACAUUGCAGAUGCUAUGUGGGCCAUACCCAGAUGCUCCACUGUCCCUCUUCUGUUCCACCCCUUCUUCUGCAUUCUUCCACAGUCCUUAUCACACCCUGUGCUGACGCCAUUCCUUGCAGGCUGCUGUAAGGACAACAUGGAGAUUGUGGUGCCUGGCACAUGUGCCCCACAGGUGUCUGCAGGUAACUGCUGGGGUGUGGCUUUGCCUUGCUAUCCAGCAGAGGCCAUUGCUGCCCUACCGCUCUGCAGUAUCUCCUGAUCUUGGCCAAGCCUCCUCUGGAGUGAAGUACCCUGAAAUGCCACCCCAGCCAGCAGUGGUCAGGGAAGGUGGGGGCUUGGGUUGUACUUUCCAUGAAGCCAGCGCCUGUAGGAGUAAGCAGCUCACAGUCCAGGAGCAGCUGUCAUCCCAGUGACCUCAGGCUACGGGACUGUCUUUCAUUAUUUACUAGGUCACUUUUCAUUCAGUAAGCAUUGAUUGGGUGGGUACCUGCUGUGUGUGAUCCCUGUUCUCUUGGGGCUUGGGUCUGGGGAGGACACUAGGAUAAGCUGAUGAGCAGACACAUAGGCUGAGAUGCUGCUAGAACUUAGAGCUGGCAGGUUUGGGGUAAGGCAGGGGACGGCACUGCAGUAGAGCUGAGGAUUCCCAGGAUGCUGACUGGGGACGUUGCCCUGUCCCUGGCUUGGGUCAUGGGGCACUCGGAGACUGAAGUCCUAGUGCUGUGUGCAGGCUUGAGUUGACUGAUGCUGGCUUCUGACUGAAGGCGAGCCCAGAUAUGUACUCCCACCGUGUUCCAUUCAACCCUCCACUGACUGGUGCUUUCUAACAAGAUGGGGCCAUUCAGCCACCCAGAGGACUCCCAGUGACCCUAAUCCUUGCUGCCCUGCUCGAUUUUAAUCCUGACUCUGCCUGAGUAUUUUAAGAAUAGGGUGAGGGUGAGGUCAGUGGGACUGGCUGUAGCCACACCAGCUCCAUGCCCUCCUUCCAGCUGCUCUCCCUGCUUAUCAGGGAACAGGCCAAGCUCCUUCUCAACCAUGGCCUCUGCCCGCAGGAGCCGGGGCCAUUGUGGGUCUCCAGGGCAGCCUCCAUCCAGGCUGUCCCCACCACCACGUCCCCCUUUGGCAGGUGCCUCACAGCUGCCAACAAGCCCAUCACACAGUAGGUGCUCAGUAAAGAACCUCACAUUGCCUUGACUUCAGUACAAUGUUGCACCUUCUCUCCCUGAACUGAAAGUGUCAGGACAGCACCUAGGCGGCACCUGAUUGCAGCGAGGUUAAAGUGAAAAAAAUGCAAUACUGAUAAUGACGCCAGCUAACAUUUUAACAUUUUUGCGAGGCUGUUCAUGUAUUUUGUCAUAAUUCUCACAACAACCCUGAUUCGGUAAGUGUUGCAUGGAUGCAUCCAUGAAUGAACUACGGCCGCUGGAGGCUGGGACCAGCCGUUCCCCGGGGCUCUCCUCGCCCGGUGAGUGGCAGCAGGGGAAGCCAAUAAAUAGAGCCCGAGCCCGCCCGCCCGCGCUGGGAGGAGCGGAGAACGCGUUGGCCCUAGCGAAAGUUCCACCCUCGCCCAGAUACUGGAAAACCCUCUGAUCAAGUAUAAAGGGAUCCUUCGGCCGCCUAGGAGGAAGUCGGGGCGAGGGAGGAAGCUGCAAGUUUUAGGGUAUGGAGAUGUGCUCCGCACCAGAGCCAUUCCCAAAUGAAGAGACCGAGACUCAGAGAGGGGCCCGAGUUCCAGCCGCCUCCACCCGUGCUGCUGGGUCUGCCUACUCACCCCUCUUUCACUCCUUCCUUCUCAUCCCCGCCCUCAGACCCAGCUGGCCCAGUCCGUGUGGGACCCGAGCGUCCGCAGGGACCCGGACACUUUGGGUGACCCUGGAAUCGCUGUCCCUGAGCCUUAGCCUCCCCGCCUGGUGGGGGUGGUGAGUUGGGGGGACUGGACACUGACGACCCCUACGAGGUCAGAGACCCCCUCCUCCUACGUAUGCCAGGACCCUCGCGGUCGGGCAUACCCAACCUCCACCCGGGCUCUUUACUGCUCCUCUCUUUUCUGCACGCCGCGGGCGGGGCGGGGGCAGAGUCCGCCCCGAGUCCGCCCCCUCCCCUGGCUGUCCCGCCCUGCCCUGCCCUCCCCCUUCCCUGUCCUGGAGGGCCAGGCUUCGUGGCCCUGUGACCCCGCGGCCAGGCCGGGCCGGGACGGGACGGGACGCGCUGGGACCCGCGUCGGGGAUCGUCGAAGCUACCCAGGGCGGGGGCGGCAUGGAGCGGAGGUGGGUCUUCGUGCUGCUCGACGUGCUGUGCGUGCUGGUUGGAAGGACUUCUGGGUGUCAUCUCUCACAUCGGAAGGAAAGUCCAUGGAUCAGAAACAGCUCAUAUCCAGGGUUAACAGACAACAGCCUCUCUGCCUUUCGCCAUCCUGAUGCUCGUCAAUGCCCCAUACAAACGAGGGUUCUACUGUGGCGAUGACUCCAUCCGAUACCCCUACCGUCCAGACACCAUCACCCACGGGCUCAUGGCUGGCAUCACCAUCACCACCACCGUCAUCCUUGUGUCGGCAGGGGAGGCCUACCUGGUGUACACGACCCGUCUCUAUUCCCGCUCCAACUUCAACAACUGUGUGGCAGCCAUCUACAAGGUGCUGGGGACCUUCCUGUUUGGGGCCGCAGUGAGCCAGUCCCUGACAGACCUGGGCAAGUACAUGAUUGGCCGUCUGCGGCCCAACUUCCUGGCAGUAUGUGACCCUGACUGGAGCCGCAUCAACUGCUCCAUCUAUGUGCAGGAGGAGGUGUGCAGGGGGAGCCCUGCCAAUGUCACUGAGUCCAGAUUAUCUUUCUACUCCGGACACUCCUCCUUUGGGAUGUACUGCAUGAUAUUCUUGGCGCUCUAUGUUCAGGCACGGCUCUGUUGGAAGUGGGCACGGCUGCUGCGGCCCACGAUGCAGUUCUUCCUGGUGGCCUUUGCCCUCUAUGUGGGCUACUCCCGCGUGUCUGACUACAAACACCACUGGAGUGAUGUCCUUGUGGGCCUCCUGCAGGGGGCACUGGUGGCCGGCCUCACUGUUCGCUACAUCUCUGACUUCUUCAAAACCCGGCCCCUGCAGCGCUGCCUGGAGGAGGAGGAAGUGGAACGGAAGCCUAGCCUGUCACUAAUGCUGACCUUGGGCGAGGCUGAGCACAACCACUGUGGGUACUCAGUCUCCAAUUCCUGAGGCUGGGAGCCUCCCAGGCAGGGCCUGUCUGGGCCCUCAGGCUGUGUGUCAGCAUGUCCAUGGUGCUGGCAGGGCCCUCACCUAGGAUGGUGAUGAGGGCUCUGGACAGGCUCUAGGUGCUGGUUCCCUGGGUGGUGGUGGGGAGGUUAUUCCACUAACCCCACCUCCUGUACACUGGACUAGGGGUCUGGGGUGCCCAGGGCAGCCCUAGUGUUUGGAAGGGAGACACUGUCCUCAUAGCUCCCUCAGUACCUACCCCUUUUAUUGGUUAGGAAAGGGACCAAGAGAUCUGGAUAAAUGCUGUUUUUGUAAAAUUUAAUGUAUUUUUAGUAAAAUAGGGCAUUUGCUUGACAAAUGUUAUUAGCGCCUCUUCCUUGUGGCCAUUCUGAGGACUACAGCAGAGUGAGGGGGACCAGACCCUUCCUUGUCAGGUUGAGAAUCUCAGCUGAUCUUAGGUGUUGGAGUGGCUUGUGAAGUCCACAAGACAAA
Hipposideros armiger (great roundleaf bat) is the source of this 4743-nucleotide messenger RNA. RefSeq names its product phospholipid phosphatase 2 (gene PLPP2). Gene Ontology annotation, cellular component: plasma membrane. The record is from RefSeq and is a predicted model, not a curated record. Lineage: Eukaryota; Metazoa; Chordata; Mammalia; Chiroptera; Hipposideridae. The transcript has 8 exons. Bases 3466 to 4254 code for a protein of 262 amino acids. Gene Ontology annotation, biological process: signal transduction; phospholipid metabolic process; phospholipid dephosphorylation. Gene Ontology annotation, molecular function: phosphatidate phosphatase activity.